GACCAUAAGUGGCUAUAAUAUUCUGCUAGAACAUUUUUGUGGUAAAUUCACAUUUAACAUCCUUUUUUAUGUGAAUACUUCGAUAAUAUUAAAAGUAUUUUAGAUUUAAUGAAUAUUGCACACAUCACAAAAUCAUUACAAAUACUGAUUAUACGAAUAUAACACAGUAAUCUAUUAAACUAUGGAUAGCAAAGAUCAGGUGGAACACUUGGUGGCUUUAAAAGUCAUGAGAUUAACCAAGCCCGCCCUGGUUAGUCCAAAAAUUGUGACUUGCGACUUUAAGGAUCUGCCAGGAAAUAUUCUAAACAACUUUUUAAAGGAAGAUGCCACAGCGGUCGUGCAAAUGGAAACCCUCGCUGUGGGACAGUUCCUCCUAUUGCCACAAAGUUUUGGCAACAUUUACCUGGGUGAAACAUUUUCCUGUUAUGUUUGUGUGCACAAUGAGACCAACCAGCCAGUUCAAAGUGUAUCUAUAAAAGCAGAUUUACAAACAAGCUUACAGAGAGUUCCAUUGACAACACAGAACCAGAAACCUAUCAUGCUGGACGUGGAUGAAACAUUGAGUGAUGUCAUUCAUCAUGAAGUCAAAGAUUUGGGAACCCACAUAUUGGUUUGUGAAGUGACAUACAUGUCCAAUUAUAACACCCCAGCUUCAUUUAGAAAGUUUUUCAAGUUUGAAGUUAUGAAACCGUUGGAUGUGAAAACAAAAUUUUGCAACGUGGAGUCUGAUGACGUUUUCCUAGAGGCACAGGUUCAGAAUAUAACAUCCGGACCUAUUAUACUGGAACAAGUGACUCUGGAAGGCAGUCAGCAGUUUAGUGUUAAAUCAUUAAACGAAAUUGAUGAUGGUACAUCAGUCUUUGGAGAUGUCACUUUACUUCAGCCGCAGGAGAGUUGUCAAUACUUGUACUGCUUAACUCCCAAGGAGUCAAUCGCAAAAGAUAUUAAACUCUUGGCGGCCGCAAGAAAUAUUGGUAAAUUUGAUAUCGUGUGGAGAUCAAAUUUAGGUGAAAAAGGAAGACUGCAAACUAGUCAGUUGCAAAGAAUGACACCCGAUUAUGGGGAUAUUAGGAUUACAUAUGAGAAUUUGCCAGACAAGGUUGAAGUUGAUGAGCCAUUCAGUUUCAAAUGUAAGAUAGUAAAUGCUACUGACAGAAAACUAGAUUUGAUUUUAAAACUGCAUUCCCUUCAGAGCUCUAGUAUACUCUGGUGUGGAGUUUCUAACAGGAAACUGGGAUGCUUGGAGCCCGGACAGGGCACUACUAUUGCUCUUACAGCUCUGCCCAUAAAUACAGGAAUACAUAAUAUUACAGGAGUAUCUCUAGUGGAUUUAUUCUUACACAGAACUUAUGAUUAUGAUGAAUUAGCAUCAAUUUAUGUUUAUUAAAAUUUUCCUCAUGUCAUAGACUCAUAGUUGUAAUUAA
This is a messenger RNA of Aricia agestis (brown argus), 1424 nucleotides long. RefSeq names its product trafficking protein particle complex subunit 13. Gene Ontology annotation, cellular component: TRAPPIII protein complex. Bases 182 to 1387 code for a protein of 401 amino acids. Lineage: Eukaryota; Metazoa; Arthropoda; Insecta; Lepidoptera; Lycaenidae. The transcript has a single exon. The record is from RefSeq and is a predicted model, not a curated record.